UUUGUUCGGCGAGAGCUGAAAAAGAACACUUGAAAAAUAAUGAAGCGGAGAAGUAGACGAUUCUCUGUGGCAUUUCGUCGAAUAGUUUAUGUACAAUAUAAAGAACCACCCUCUGCUCUCCAUUGCUAUCCCAUUAAACCUCGGAAUACGCCUCCCAAUCUCUUCAUCGGCAAUGGCCGCCGGUACGGAAACGUUUUCUUGGAUGAGAAUUACAAUCUUGUCCCUGAGUAUCCUUCUUGGAAUCGUCUCUUGCAUCAUUUCAAUUCCUCCGGCCUGGUUGAUCAGGAAAAGGUGAAAGAAUUUGUUGCUGAGCAAGUUCAAGAAUCGGAAGAGGGAAUUUCUACGGACUGCAUUGUUAGUGGUGCCUUUAUGAAAAUUGUUGGAAAAGAGCAAGAGUUUUGUUAUGGUUAAGGAUUGGGAACAAAGCCAACAAGUAGGAGAUCCACACAUAGAAUUUACAAGCAAUUAUAAGCACAAAAGGGAGCUAGGAAAAGAAUGUCAUUACGAGAGAGUAUAGGACCCGAUGGAAGUACAAAAUUAUCUUGUGGAGAAAUGGAAAACUCGAGAAGUCAUGAAAGCUCGUCUUGAACGGGCAAAAAUCUUAAGAGAGUAUCAUGGCACUAUUUUCCCAUAUUCAGAGUUCAAGGGUUCCCAAGUGGCGCGUUCCUGGAGGCAAAUUGAACGAAGAGCAAAAGAAAGGUUGGGUGCUGGUGCGGAGCGACCAUCCGUUCUCGAAUAGGUGGGGCCUACGCUCUAGAUCCUCCCUGCUUGCAGAAACGUAUGGUCGUCUUUGAAGUUAUCACUCUCUGGUUUUCUCUCUUGUUUCCUUGAUUUCACAAUGUCCCAAACCGAUGAUAAUUUCACAAGUUACUUUGGGGAGGUUCCACCAAUUCUUGACUAUUUUGACUGCCAAACCUACCCAAAAAAUUCUCAGGAAUCGUCUAUACUCAGCAGCCACAGGCAAUUCAAUGAACACUAUCAAUCACAUCAUCACAAUAAUCAAUUGCCAACAGAUCAGUUUGUGAUGAAUCGACCUGAUGUGUCUCCAACCUCGAGGCAUGUGUUUAUUGAUGCAAGUACCAACGGCUUAAAUUACGUGAUUGACUAUUCACGUUGUGUAGUGCCAAGGCUGCAUCAAUCAUCUUAUCAUUCAGGAAGAGAAGUUGUUGAGCAAGAACAUAGACAGAGCAGGAUAGAUUAUCCUCAACCUCAGGUGAUCAGGCCUGCUCCAUAUACGCUAUAUGAUCCAAGAUAUGCUGACAUUGGUCUACCGGUGGAUCCUUAUUUACGUGCAAUGAAGCUGAAUCCACACUUUUCAAUGCAAAAAGCGACAAGUGAGGAAAGUUCAACCACUAAAAGAAAACGGACUGACUAUGCAUGUAACAGAGUGCCGAGGCUGCAUCAAUCAUCUUCUCAUUCUGGAAGAGAAGUUGUUGAGCCAGAACAUAGACAGAGCAGGAUAGAUUAUCCUCAGGCGAUCAGUCCUCCUUUUGAGCCAUACGAUCCAAGGUAUGCUGCCAUGGGUCUACCCAUGGAUCCUUACUUGCGUGCAUUCAAGCUGAACCCCAACUUAGGCCUUGCCAAGCCCAACGAGUGAUGAAAAAGAGUUAUAUCACCAGGGAAUUCAAUGGCUAGUAGCAGAGGUGGAAAAUACUAGUUUACUAUGGAACAUUCUCAGUUGUCUUUUAUUUUUUUUCUCAUCUUUUGUUAUGGAUCUUCCUUUUAUCUUUUACCCCUUUCAAUUCCAUAAACAGAAAAACGUCUGAACGUUUUCCAUGGAAGUUUAGGUUUUGCGGUUUUGUUGUCAAAUUCAAGCUAUCAGUAGACUACAUUUCUUUAUUCAAUUCUUAAGUUUAAUGCAAAACCAUGUUUCUUAUUCAA
Molecule: messenger RNA, 1881 nt
Organism: Solanum stenotomum
Lineage: Eukaryota; Viridiplantae; Streptophyta; Magnoliopsida; Solanales; Solanaceae
Exons: 14
Coding region: 839-1597 (252 amino acids)
Source: RefSeq, a predicted model, not a curated record